Trichoderma citrinoviride is the source of this 2514-nucleotide messenger RNA. RefSeq names its product subtilisin-like protein. Gene Ontology annotation, biological process: proteolysis. Gene Ontology annotation, molecular function: serine-type endopeptidase activity; tripeptidyl-peptidase activity. Bases 1 to 2514 code for a protein of 837 amino acids. Lineage: Eukaryota; Fungi; Ascomycota; Sordariomycetes; Hypocreales; Hypocreaceae. Gene Ontology annotation, cellular component: cytosol; membrane; cell wall. The transcript has 2 exons. The record is from RefSeq and is a predicted model, not a curated record.
AUGAACCUAUCGUACUCAUUGUUCAAAGGAGCUUCUAUUCAGCUAGACGCGAUUGACUUGGACCCCAAUCACGCCUCGACCAAGAUCGCAUCACUCACUUCCGUCAAGAAUGUCUGGCCCGUCCGUUACUUCCAGAACUUAGCCAGUGGCAAGCGUACAUCUGGAAACAACCAUAUCGGCAACUUCGACAAUUCAUCCAAGCAUUUCGCAAGAACAACGGCAGACAAUGGCACUGAUGGAUAUGCGCCACAUGUUUUGACCCAAGUCGACAAACUCCAUGAAGAAGGCUUCACCGGGAAAGGCAUCCGCAUCGGCAUCGUUGACUCGGGGGUCGACUACAACCACCCUGCUCUAGGAGGCUGCUUUGGUGAAGGCUGUAUCGUCAGCUAUGGAACGGACCUCAUUGGCGACAACUUCAACGGCACAAACACACCCGUUCCCGAUCCUGAUCCUCAAGACUGCCUCGGCCAUGGAACGCAUGUUUCUGGUAUUAUCGCCGCUCAGCAGAACCCCCUGGGCUUUAUCGGUGCUGCAUAUGGCGCAAACUUGGGCAUGUACAGGGCGCUGAACUGCGAGGGCAUUUCUUCCAACGAUGUGCUUAUUGCCGCAUUCAACGAGGCGUAUGAAGACGGAUCAGACAUCAUUUCGCUUUCUAUCGGAACCAUCUCCGGCUGGAAAGAGGAUCCUCUAUCAGUUGCUGUCUCUCGAAUCAUUGACGCUGGUGUUCCUUGUGUCAUCGCAAACGGCAACAAUGGCCCUUUCGUCUUCACCUCGGCCAGUCCUGCAGAUGGCAGAGGGGUCAUGUCAGUGGCAUCGAUAGAGAAUACCAUGACACCCUUGCUAGGGACUGAGGCCUUCACCAGCUUGGAUGGCUCUUCCGACAACCUGACCUCCUUUGUAUGGGUGCCCGGAACUCCCGCGUUUCCCAACAUCACUCUACCGCUAUGGGUUGUCACUCCGAAUACCACGGUAGAUGGCAGCUGGAAUGCCUGUAGCCCUCUCAAUGAGAACGCGCCAGCAGACCUCAGCGAUAGGAUUGUUCUCGUGGAGUUGAGCGGCUGCAGUGACCCUGUCAUCGCCAACAGUCUUUUGCAGAACAAUGGAAAGUACAUCAUGUUUUACAGCCCCUAUGAUGACUUCUCAAACCUAUACAGCGUCACCACUACCCCCGACACACUCGGCGCCGGGAUGGUUCCCCUACAGCAAGGCCAGGAAUGGCGAGACUUAUUAGGAAACGGUACAGAAGUGUAUGCGACAAUGGUUGAGCCCCAAUCUGCCGGCACUACCGCGGCAUUCUUUCCCAAUGACUCGGAUGGCGGCUAUAUAGAUGACUUUUCGAGCUGGGGCCCGACAUGGGAGGCGGACCUGAACCCGCGUAUCGCAACGCCGGGAGGCUCAAUCCUUUCUACCUAUCCGUUGUCGAUGGGAGGCUAUUACGUCGACUCUGGUACUUCCAUGGCCACGCCGCUCAUGGCUUCGAUUUAUGCCUUGAUCAUGGAGGCGAGAUCCAUCAAAGACCCCAAAACUCUUAUGAGUCUGGUCUCAUCUACGGCAAAACAGACGAAAUACCAUGACUAUUACACCGGCAUCUUCUAUGAUGGAUUGGCUCCCGUAGCGCAACAGGGCGCUGGCCUAGCCCAGGCAUAUGAUGCGGUUCAUGCCACCACGUCCCUCAGCGUAUCGAGCAUAUCUCUCAACGACACAGACCAUUUUGUUAACAGCACGGCUUUCACGAUUAGCAAUGGGGCUGAACAAGCUGUGACUUACUCCAUCGGCCACGUACCGUCUCUAUCUCGAGAAACUUACAAGACUGGUCAACCCACAGUGGCGAGGUCUACAAACCCUAGCAAUGCGACAGCAACCCUCACCUUUUCGGAGACAAACCUCACAGUUCCAGCGGGGGAAUCCGUCAAAAUCAUUGUCGAAGUAACCCCCCCUCAAGGGCUCAAUGCGUCAAAUCUCCCCGUCUAUGGAGGGUACAUUACUCUGAGCGGUUCCAAUGGCGAAAGUCUUGUUGUCCCUUAUCUAGGAGUUGCCGCAAGCCUGAAGGAUUCUAGGAGCAUAGACCCAGGCUAUAGCUUUAUCUAUCAUACUACCGGCCGGUUCCCUCAGGAGGCCCCUAACAACGAUACGUGGACGAUCCCUUAUCCUACAGUGGGCAGCCAGCCUUCGACAUCGUCAUCCAUCGACUAUCCCGCUCUUGGUAUUGAAGCAGAUGCCGGUAUCCCGCUGCUGCGAGCAGACAUCAUCCCUCUGGGUACCACGCCGGCAAAAACCACCAAUGUUUUAGGAGUCGAUAUUGCUGGUAGUAUUUAUGGAUAUCCAGUGAGGUGGCUCAACACGCAGAUCAACCAGGUGGCCUUCAAUGGUGUGACGCAAGAAGGGACAAUCCUGCCCGAAGGAAAUUACGCCGUGUUGCUGCGAGCGCUGAAGAUUUUUGGAGACGAGGAAAACCCGGAUGACUAUUUCACUAAACAGACUGGCUCAUUCAACAUCAAGUAUACGUCUACAUAG